Daphnia magna is the source of this 3460-nucleotide messenger RNA. RefSeq names its product serine incorporator 5. The coding region runs from base 470 to 1978 and encodes 502 amino acids. NCBI's taxonomy places the organism in Eukaryota, Metazoa, Arthropoda, Branchiopoda, Diplostraca, Daphniidae. The transcript has 11 exons. Gene Ontology annotation, cellular component: membrane. The record is from RefSeq and is a predicted model, not a curated record.
GUUUGACGUUGUGAUCAAGCUCGGGUAUGCUUGGUAUUCGACAUUAUUAUUAAGGCCGACGGCAAAAGGCGACCAACAGAAUUUUUUAAGGCGUCGUCUGCGUGUGUUUGUUUGCUUCUGAAGGUUGUGGUUGUUUACGUCGAAAGCUCUUUGUCUCCAAGAGGUGAAUGUUUAACAGCUGUUGGCAGUUGUCUCGGCCCUUGUGACGAAGGCGAACGAGUAUGUGGAGAAUCAAUUAAACCAACCCCUCUUUUUUUUGUCAGUGUUUGUGUUUGUCCGAGUUCAAAUGUCUUGAAGACACAAAUUAACAAGCCGCACCCGGAUUUUCGUGUCCACCUACGCACAACAAGCAUCCCACAUCAUCAUCAUUCGCCUUCCAUCAUUCUCAGCCAGCAACUCUUGUAGGACUGGUGGUUCACAAUUAGGUUACAGUGGGAUACUCCCCGCUGGUCAAACAUAGUGUUACAUCAUGGCCAAACGAGGGUGCUGCAGUUCGCAGCUUGAGUGUUGUUUUGGGAGACUUGGAUGCAGGUUCUGCUGCAGAUGCUGCCCCACUGCUUUCGAGUCGACAACAACUAGACUAAUGUACACACUGAUGCUGCUUUUGGGUACAGGUUUCAUGUGUGUCAGCCUCACCCCACACAUAGAAGAAAUACUAGAAGAGCAUAUACCUCAUUUUGAAGCCACCUGUGAAUUGCUGAAAAUUGGCGGAAAAUGUCAGCUGUUGGUGGGAUAUAUGGCGGUCUACCGAACUGCUUUUGCCCUUUCUGGAUUCUUUUUCUUCAUGUCGCUAAUGACUGUUGGUCUGAAGAAAAGUCGAGGCUUUAGAGCGGGUUUUCACAACGGAGCUUGGUUAUGGAAGUUUCUUCUGUUGAUUGGCAUCGGAGUUGGAGUUUUCUGUCUGCCAUCGGAAAGAAUCGCUCAUUUCCAAAUAGUUUGGAUGUAUAUAGCCCUGGUAGGAGCAGUGGCGUUCGUCCUCAUUCAAUUGUGGCUUCUCGUCUUCUUCGCGCGAAGUCUCGGCAACAAAAUCAAUCACAGGGUAGCCGAAGGUGGGAAUCCUGUCUGUUGGUACGGAGUGUCUUCCAUGUGCACCUUAUUGUGUUUCGCCAUCAGCGUCAUCGGCAUCAUGGCUCUGUUCAGCUACUUCACAACUUGGGAAGGCUGCACGACCAAUAAGAUUUUUAUUGGAAUCAACGCCGGUUUGUGCCUUUUCCUGUCGGUCGUAUCGGCCCUCAUCUGUUGUGGACCAAGAGAAACCCAUUCUGCCUUGCUGCAAGCGAGUAUCAUUUCAGUUUAUAUUACUUACUUGACGUGGACGGCUGUUUCGAGUAUUCCAAGGGAGCCGACCCCUUCGCCCGAAUCGUCUGUUCAACAGCCACAGUCCAAAAAUUUGAUGGACAUGCCGGAGAAUGGGGGCAUAUCGGAUCAAAAGUUCUACUGUGGACCAGAAGGUGCGGCUUUCGACUACAACGAGUUUGUCUUGCCUUACGUGGGUGUGGUCAUCAUGUUUUUCUCGGUGGUUUACUCCAGCUUAGGCACGUCAGCCGACAGUGCAGUGGCGCUCGGCGUGACCGGCCACCGGCGGGGCUCUGAACGAAACGCCGAACGAACAGAGAAAUCGACAGGUGACGGUGGUGGACAACGAGUUCUUCGAAACGAACGCGAUGGAACAGUCUACAAUUACAGCCUUUUUCACGUUGUCUUUUGUUUGGCUUCCAUGUACAUCAUGAUGACGCUCACCGCAUGGCUCAGGCCGGAGCAGGCAACCCUGUCGAGUUUCAAUCAAAACUGGCCUACCGUUUGGAUUAAAAUGGGGUCUUCAUGGGCUUGCGUGGCUCUCUAUCUCAUUGCCCUACCCCUACGCCGGUUUGGACGUUACAGUCGAGUCGGCGGUGGGGUCGUCGAUAACGGCCAACCCCUCACCACAUCACAGCGCAUCCAGACGAGGGAGAUAUACGAGCGAGAAACGGUGACUUAACAACAACUAGAUGCUAACAAUAUAUUCUAAGCUCCUCCUCUUCAACUGCCUUUCCAAUCUUCUAGGUGAUGCCCCCCUUUUAUUUUUCUCUUUUCCUUUACCUCUGGGUUAACCGCACACUCACCCAAAUAACAAAACUUGUUUUAUUAUUUUUAUUUGAAGAGCUCGAGAUUUUAUUUUUUUAAUCUCCUCUCUGAUUACACACCACGACCGGAUUUUCAUCAUCUUGAUACAAAGGUGGGGUGAUGGUGGUGGUAAUGGUAGGUUUUGUCCUAAGGGCGGGAGGAGUACCUAGUAUUAUAUGGGGCGCGUCUGGGGGUCACCUCACAAGAAAAACAAAAGAACAUCACAAAGAGGAACGAGAAUCUUGUAAGUUUCUUCUUCUUCUACGGUGGGAGGGGGAUUCAUCUUGUAUUUCGACUUUAGGUCAGCGACGUUUGUGACAGCAGCGGAGGGCGCGUUCGCCUGCUGUCACGAGGUCGCAAGGUUAUGUGUUUCUUGUUUUAGCUGCGGUAUUACAUGUCGGGAGGCUGCUGUUUGGCUUUGAGCCACGAGUGCAAUUAUCAAAUAAUCUCGAGAAGGAGAAACGGAGGAAAAUGCAUUUACAAUUUUUGUGAAGGGGGGGUUGAUUGUUGUAGCUAGUAGUAAAUGUUGUGUUUUUAUACGAUGUUGGAAACGACGGCGCGCUUGAAGUGGAUGUGACGGUGGUUUUCUAUUGUUAACCUAAUAAUCUAUGUGCCUUGCACUCAACGCUCCACCUUUCACGUCCUCCAUCCUCCUUUUCCUUCAAAAAUGUUUUCUUUCUACCGACUGAUGACCUCAAUCUUGGCUAUUUUCAAACAUUUUUUGAAUUAUCAAUGGCUCUGCCCCCCAUCCCCACUCUCUCAUCUAACCAAAACUUGCCAGUUGAAUGUGUUAUUGAUGUGUCGAGGCUUGUUGUUUUUCCACCGAGUCGUCAAUGUAUCGCCGACUCUCGCCGUUGAAUUUUGAGGAGACGAUAAGAUGUGACGAUCGCCGGCGUCGUUGAUGGUUGGCUCACACAACAAGACACAAUUGCCUCGACUGUUUUAUUUGUCCUGCCUUUUCUCGCCACACACACACACGCAUCGUGCAAUCAUCUCUACUCCACUGUUAAGGAAGAAGAGGAAAAAUAAAACCGCGUGACCUUAUAGAGAUCUUCAACGUCUUUCGAGAGAUAACCUCCAGGGCCAAGCCUUUCUCUGCCGCCACCUACACACGCAAAGGAUCAUAUCAUUAGCGACGCCUUCUGCGCGCGCACUUGGUGUUGUGUGUUUCUCUCCUAUUCGACACUCGACAAAAUUCCAACCAAAACACAUUUUUCCUGAUUUCGAAAAAAUCCACCUCAGACCAAUGAAAUAAAACGUGGGACAUUGUCGAAAGAAGCAGAGAGAACAACAAGUUGAUUGAUGAAUCUGAUGUACGUCGUGUAUGUGUAUAAAAUAAACAAAAGUGAACAAAUAA